This is a messenger RNA of Ambispora leptoticha, 312 nucleotides long. Lineage: Eukaryota; Fungi; Glomeromycota; Glomeromycetes; Archaeosporales; Ambisporaceae. The record is from the annotation of a GenBank genome assembly.
AUGAAAUUCACUAUUGCAUCGCAAUAUACACUGGAAACGUAUUAUUACGAGAAUACGACAAAGAUGGGUGUUUUCCAGCCUGAUUCAAUUAACAACAACUCAAUAAAAAAGAUUGUCGGUGUAUGGGGAUUAUCAUUCAUAGCUCCAGAAAUUCUUAAAGAAAACAAAUACUUUGCCAAAUCUGAAUCUGUAAUGGCUGGUGACCAAUAUUCCACUCUGCGACGAAUACAGAGCAAAAAGAACAUCUCAAAAACUGCGCGAGAAACUAAUGAUUAUGGUGGUAACGAGUUGAUGAUAUUCGUAGCUAUCUAA